This is a messenger RNA of Lampris incognitus (smalleye Pacific opah), 1935 nucleotides long. RefSeq names its product long-chain fatty acid transport protein 2-like. The coding region runs from base 1 to 1857 and encodes 618 amino acids. The record is from RefSeq and is a predicted model, not a curated record. Gene Ontology annotation, molecular function: long-chain fatty acid transmembrane transporter activity; long-chain fatty acid-CoA ligase activity. Lineage: Eukaryota; Metazoa; Chordata; Actinopteri; Lampriformes; Lampridae. The transcript has 10 exons.
AUGCAUAUCAUAUAUACCUUACUUGCUGGUUUGGCAAUUUUGCCAUUGUUGCUUUACGUAAGGAAUCCUUACGUUUUCAAAGACCUGAAACACGCGUUCAGGUGCAUUAUAAUGGGAGUCCGAUUCGGACGAUACAGAAAACAAAAACCGUUUUACAGCCUUUUGGAUCGCUUUCUAGAUAGAGUGGCGGCGCGUCCGCAGAAACCGUUCAUCGUGUUUGAGAAUAGCACCUACACGUAUGGAGACGCCGAUGAGCAAAGCAACAAAGUGGCCCGGGCUUUGCAAACGCAUGCCGGUGUGAAAGCAGGGGACAGUGUGGCUCUCUUCUUGGGCAACGAGCCGUUCUUUAUCUGGAUGUGGCUCGGCAUCGCCAAGUUGGGAUGCACAGCCGCCCUGCUCAACUCCAACAUCAGAUCCAAAUCUCUGCUGCACUGCUUCUCCUGCUGCGACGCCAAAGUCCUCGUUGCCGCUGCUGAGUUACAGGAUGCUGUCGAGGAGGUGUUGCCCUCCUUGCAGGAGCAGGGUGUCCAUGUGUUUAUCCUCAGUGAGAAAUGUGACAAAGAAGGUAUUGAGAGUUUCUCUGACAAGAUCAAGCUGGCUUCAGAUCAGCCUCUGUCACCUCAGCUUCGAGCCGACAUCACUUGCAAGAGCCCUGCACUUUACAUUUACACCUCAGGAACCACCGGCCUUCCCAAAGCAGCUAUAGUUAACCAUGAGAGGGUGUGGAUGGCAACCUUUUUGCAGUCUAUUUCUGGAGUCCGUUCAGAUGAUAUCAUUUACAUAUACCUGCCCCUGUACCACACUGCUGGCUUUCUAAUGGGACUUGGUGGCGCUAUAGACAAAGGUAUCACCGUUGUGUUGAGACGUAAAUUCUCUGCCUCUCAGUUCUGGGAUGACUGUAGGAAGUACAAUGUGACUGUAGUACAGUACAUAGGAGAGAUAAUGCGUUAUCUCUGCAACACACCGAAGCGAGAAAAUGAAAGAGAUCAUAAAGUCAGACUGGCUCUAGGUAAUGGGAUAAGAGCCGACACUUGGACCGAGUUCCUGCAGCGUUUUGGAGAUAUUUGUAUUUUUGAAUGCUAUGGAGCUACCGAAGGAAACAUCGGCUUUGUUAACUACACUGGAAAAGUUGGAGCUAUCGGAAGAGAGCAUUUCCUUCAUAAAGGUACGUAUCAAUAUGCCCUCCUAAAGUUCAACACAGAGAAAGAAGAGCCUGUCAGAGACUCCAGAGGCUUCUGUAUUGACGUUCCAAGAGGAGAAACUGGUUUGUUGGUUGCUAAGAUUGGAAUGAGAGCACCUUUCAGUGGCUAUGCCAAAAACAGGCAGCAGACAGAGAAGAAAAUACUAAGGGACGUGUUUGUGAAAGGAGACCAAUACUUCAACAGCGGUGACCUCCUAAAGAUAGACAAGGAAGGCUUCAUCUACUUUCAAGACCGUAUGGGAGACACAUUCAGGUGGAAAGGGGAGAAUGUGGCGACCACAGAGGUGGCCGAUCUUUUGAACAUGAUCGAUUGCGUUGAAGAGGCUAAUGUCUAUGGUGUAAAGGUGCCGGGACACGAGGGAAGAAUCGGGAUGGCAGCAGUCAAACUGAAGGAUGGCAUGGAGUUUGACACCAGCUCUACAUACGAGCUUGUCAAAGACUGCCUCCCCAGCUACUCAAGACCCCGUUUUGUUCGCAUACAGAGUGCACUGGCAGUGACUGGAACCUUUAAACAGAUGAAGGUGAGGCUAGCGGAGGAGGGCUUCGACCCAGCCGUCAUCAAAGAGCCCUUGUACUAUCUGGAGGACAGAGAGGGCUAUGUCCCCAUGACUCAGGACAUAUUCAGUUUAAUCUCAGAGGGAAAGGUUAAACUCUAAACAGUUUUGUUUUGAUCCUGGCAAGAGCUGUCUUUUAUGUUUUAAUCAUAAUGUUAAAGACCCAGUCCAGUGAAAAUA